Diabrotica balteata is the source of this 623-nucleotide messenger RNA. The record is from the annotation of a GenBank genome assembly. NCBI's taxonomy places the organism in Eukaryota, Metazoa, Arthropoda, Insecta, Coleoptera, Chrysomelidae.
AUUCGGCGCUCGACUAGUAGUCGGAGUAGGGCAGCCAAAGUAAUUUUUUGAUUAUUAUAAUUAAUUGGUUUAUUUUAAAUUAGGUAUUAAGAAAAAAUCAAAACAUGGCUAUUAAUCUACAAUAUGAUGCCAUAGGCAAAAGUUUUGUCCAACAAUAUUAUAUGCUUUUCGACGAUCCCAUCCAAAGGCCUAAUUUGGUAAACAUGUAUAAUGUAGAACAUUCAUUUAUGACCUUUGAAGGCAAACAAUUACAAGGAUCUGCAAAGAUAAUGGAGAAAUUAAAUUCAUUAGGAUUCCAAAAUAUAAAUAGACAACUUACUGAAGUAGACUCUCAACCUAUGUUUGAUGGUGGUGUACUGAUAAAUGUAUUAGGAAGAUUGCAAGUUGAUAAUGAUCCACCGCACGCUUAUACCCAAGUUUUUGUUUUAAAACCAUUAAAUGGAUCAUUUUUUGUUCAACAUGACAUUUUUAGGCUGAACAUACACAAUAGUGCCUGAUUUUAUUAUAUCUUCUCUCCUUCUUUAUGUUGUAUGUUCGAAUCAACUGAAAAUAUGCAAUUUUUAAAAUCUUCUCUUUUAUGUGUUUCUGCUUAAUAUGAAUUCACAAUAAUAAACUUAUUUUCU